AGCACCAUUUUGGUCCUUCUUCUAUGACACUGAGUGAACGUUUCGCUAAAUACCUUAAAAGAGCAAAAGAUCAGGAAUCUUCGAAGAGCAAAAAGAGUCCAGAAAUUCACAGGAGAAUCGAUAUUUCUCCGAGUGCUUUUAGAAAACAUGGAUUUUUGCAUGAAGAAGCUAAGCACUCUAAGGAAACAGGUCUCAAGGGAGACGGCAAAUACAGAGAUGAGCCAUCAGAUCUACGGCAAGAUAUUGAACGUCGCAAAAAACACAAGGACAAAGACUCAAAGCGUGAUCACUCCAGAGACUCAGGAGAUUCUAGAGAUUCAAGCCGCUCCAGAGAUAGGUCCUCUGAGAAAACUGAAAAGUCCAGGAAAUCAUCUAAAAAGCAUAAGAAGCACAGGAAAGUGCGUGAGCGUUCUCGCUCUUCCUCCUCCUCCUCCCACUCCUCCCAUUCUUUGCGAGCACCUGGGAAUGAAGAGUACCCUGCAGAGAGUGAGGAAAAAGAAGACGGUGCUGGAGGCUUUGACAAAUCACGCAUGGCUAACAAAGACUUUCAAGGAAACAGUGAAAGGGGACGAGCCCGGGGAACCUUACAAUUCCGAGCAAGGGGAACAAGGCCAUGGGGCAGAGGUGCUUUUCCCGGGAACAACAAUAACAACAAUAAUGACUUCCAGAAACGCAACAGAGAUGAGGAAUGGGAUCCAGAGUACACACCUAAAAGCAAGAAAUAUUACCUGCACGACGACCGGGAAGGUGAGAACCAGGAGAAAUGGAUGAACCGCGGGAGAGGCCGUGCCAACUUCGCCCGUGGAAGGGGCAGAUUCUUGUUCCGUAAGCCAGGCAUCAGUCCAAAAUGGGCCCAUGACAAGUUCAGUGGGGAGGAGGGAGAGAUAGAAGAAGAUGAGAGUGGAGCCGAAAAUAAGGAUGAAAAGGGCAAUAUCAUGUCUAUUGCAGAGUAGCCAGAUUUGCACUUUUUCAGAAAAAAUGACAGGACACCACUUUUUCCUCCAAGUAUUGUGAUAUUAAAUGUCCUGUGCAGCAGCCAGUUUGUUUUACUUAGGCACACACUGCAUUUGAAAAGGCUGUUUUAUAUUUCCAUCCUGCCUUCCCUCUGAAUUUGUCUGCUUUCCCUGUAUAGUAAGUCUGAUUUAAUUCUACCACCUUUCAUAUUAAGAGUUCCAGAUUUGUGUGUAACUUGCCUCUACACCUGCCUGCAAAUCAUUUGAUUUCAUAUUACUGUUGGAUUGUUAGAAUUGAAUGUGCAGAUUUUCCCCUCAUCUUAAUUUGUGUAUUUUCAUUUUUUUAAUCUGUACUUGUUUUAAGCAUAUGUAGUAAUGCUGGUUACAGUAUGUAAGGUAUGAUUUUAGAGAAAUGAUUACUGAAGCCUUGUAUCUUUCAUUGGGGGAAGAAACACGUUGAAAUAAACGUUAUAUUGGGUGUA
Molecule: messenger RNA, 1435 nt
Organism: Xenopus laevis (African clawed frog)
Lineage: Eukaryota; Metazoa; Chordata; Amphibia; Anura; Pipidae
Product: thyroid hormone receptor-associated protein 3-like
Exons: 6
Coding region: 24-953 (309 amino acids)
Source: RefSeq, a predicted model, not a curated record